This is a messenger RNA of Ostrea edulis (European flat oyster), 3086 nucleotides long. RefSeq names its product tumor susceptibility gene 101 protein-like. Gene Ontology annotation, molecular function: ubiquitin binding. The record is from RefSeq and is a predicted model, not a curated record. The coding region runs from base 163 to 1479 and encodes 438 amino acids. Gene Ontology annotation, cellular component: ESCRT I complex. Lineage: Eukaryota; Metazoa; Mollusca; Bivalvia; Ostreida; Ostreidae. The transcript has 11 exons. Gene Ontology annotation, biological process: endosome to lysosome transport; protein modification process; protein transport.
ACUUCAUUAUAACAAGCACAGUGCUGACCAAGAUUAUCUGUCAAGAUUUUCCUGUUGAUGACAGUGAGUCAAGUUUAUUGAAAGAAACGACUUUAAAAAGAUAGCAUUCCAGAGAGAAAAAUGAGAAUUUAAUUCCUGUUUAGAAGUUGGUUUCCAUAAAUAAUGGCAGCGACAGGCAUCGAUCAGGUUCUGAAGCAGGGACUUAGUAAGUACAAGUAUGCAGACAUUGCGAGGAGAGAUGUGACAAAUGCCGUUACACAGUUCAAAGACCUGCGGCCGAAUCACAGCCCCUUCAUAUUCAACGAUGGAACCAGCAAAGAUCUCCUCAACCUGGAUGGUACGAUACCUGUCUCAUACAGAGGCAGUGUGUAUAAUAUUCCUGUUGGAGUUUGGAUCUUGGACACACACCCGUACAAUCCACCCAUGGUGUUUGUGAAGCCCACCAGUACAAUGAAGAUCAAGUCGGGGAGGAAUGUCGACACCAACGGAAAAGUCGAUCUGCCGUAUCUACGUGACUGGCGAUAUCCCCAGUCGGAUCUGCUAGGCCUGAUCCAGAUUCUGGUGAUUGUGUUUGGAGAAGAACCCCCAGUGUUUUCCAGAGCUGCAGCUCUCACAGCCCAGUCACACCCGCCUUACCCAGGGGCGGGGCCAACUCCUUACCCCGGACAGACACCCUACCCAAUGCAAGGUGGUGGUGGCUACCCCAUGCCAAUGCCAGGCAGUGUAAACCAACCCCCGGAGUAUUCCCAAUAUCCUGCUCCCAAUACCCAGUACCCCGCCUCCGGAUUCACAGGCUACCCUGGUGGUGGUUCUACGGGGUACCCCAGCUACCCUCCCUCUGGGUACCCGCCACAGUAUCCCAGUAGUACAAACACGUACGGGGCACCAUCUAAUCUUCCGUACCCACAGUACACCGCACCGGGAACCAACACAGUAACGUCAAGUGCCCAGCCCGGGAGUACUAAUACAGUUACAGAGGAACAUCUACGUAUGUCGUUACUGUCAGCGGUGGAGGAUAAAAUGAAAAGGAGGCUACGUGAGAUGUUUGAACAAGCACAGGCUGAGAUGAAUGUUCUUCACAAGACUCAAACUGACCUGCUAAAGGGGAAAGAAAAGCUGGAAACUAUGGUCCGGAACCUAGAGAAUGAAAAGGGGGAGAUAGAGAACAAUAUCAAGCUUCUACAGGACAAAGAUCAGGAAGUCAAGGAGGUCCUGAGAAAGCUUGACAGUCAGGACAAAUUGGAUAUAGAUGAGGCUAUCAUAACCACCACGCCCCUGUAUAGACAAUUGCUGAAUUCCUUUGCUGAGGAGCAGGCAAUAGAGGACGCUAUCUAUUACCUUGGGGAAGCCCUGCGUAAGGAUGUCAUUGACAUGGAUGUUUUUCUCAAGCAAGUUCGAGAGCUUUCCAGAAAGCAGUUCUUUUUACGAGCCUUAAUACAGAAAUGUCGUGAAAAAGCUGGCCUUCCUCCAAUGGCUUGAUUGUUUAUCAUCAAUUUCUUACAGCGAGGAUUGCUCAUUGUUAGAUAGACUACAUACAUAAUCACAUUUCUGUCACAGCAACAUGUUGUGUGGAUGUAAGGAAAUGGGACUUUUGUAAUCAAGGAAAUGUGACAUUUAUGACUAAGGCAAUGCGAAUCUUUUUGCAUCCAAAGAAAGAAAAAGUUUUUUUCUCCACAAACUGAUUGUGAUGAAAUUUUCUUCAUUUGAAAGUGAGACGUAUGAAUUCAGAUUUGAAUGAGCGAUCACUUUCAAGAUUUUUGUCCUUGAUCAACAGACUAGUGUUCACCCAUCAAGUGGCAUGCUACAAAAUAUGAAGUUAUCCCCUGUAAGCAUCAAAGUAAUGUGGAAAUCGAACAGCACAGAUUUUGACAAAAUUUUACACAAAAUAUACAUACUUUCAUUUUGUCUUUUAAUCAUGACACCUUUAAAAAUAUGCUUUGACUCAUGUUUCCAAGGCAACUCUUGUAAAGACGUGGCCUCAGUAAUUGUUGAAUUUUCAUACUAAAAAGGUGUAUAUUCACUUUUCAUUCAACUUCCCAUUACUAUUUUACUAAGCUAUCUUUUGUAUGUAAUUUUAUGAAAUAAAAUUAAUUCGCCAGAAAUUCAUUAAACAUAAAGUACCUAUCCUUCACUAUGAAGAAAAUUUGAUGCUUACAAAUAAUGGCUCUGUAAUAUCUGCUCCUUACUGACAAUAGAGUUAUAAAAUAUUAAGACAGAAUGCCUGAAUUAUUUUGUGGUAUGAAGGACCAGGGUGUCUGGAUUCCAUCUGUCUGUUUGAUGUGUGGGUAGCCUGUUGUCGGUAUGGCGUUCUGUUUAUACGAUAUGAAUAUGUAUCACCUGAUGGUAUCUUAUGUAUCAUGCCUUGGAAUGCUCUAAUCAUAGAUUGAUUUCCAAACAUUAAAUUAUACAUGGAGAGGGGUAUUCUUAUUCAGUUCUUGUGUCAAACUGAGACGCCACUCUUCAUCCAGUCUCAGAAUGAUAAACAUUAUAUUCUUCACGUCACUUUGUAUUUAUCUUGUAAAUUGUAUCAGUCACCUGUCCAUUGUGAUGUAACAAUUGCAUGUACAUGUUUACAAACAUUUGUACAUUUAGUUCUGUCUUACAGUCAGACUAAAAGAUUUAUUGUCAUUUAAAUACUGUGAAUAAGGAAUUGUUGUGUUAAUUUUUCUCGAAAGUAGAUCAAUAUGCUAUUGAUUUAUUUUGUGUGUUAAAAUGUAACGCCUUGUUUCUGUGUUGAAUAAAAGAAGAGCUCCACAAGGUGGGGCACCCACCUAAAGUAGGCUUUCCUCUAUCAAGUCCUACUGACCUUCAGUUUUGACCUUUUGACCCCAAAAUCAAUAGGAUUUUUCCUCACCAGAUAACAAAGCUACAUGUAUAUUUGAAGUAUCAACUCAAUCAAGCGAAAAUUGUAGCCUCUAGAUUAAAUCAGGACCACCCCACCCAAAAAUUGUAGCCUCUAGAUUAAAUUAGGACCACCCCACCCCCUUUCGAACGACUUCCUUUGCAAUUAAAGUUUCCUCUCUGGUUAUGCACAAUUGAUUUCAUGAUAUAAGAUUUCUGGGUAAUAAAAUAUUAUCAAACUUGUU